Ricinus communis (castor bean) is the source of this 873-nucleotide messenger RNA. RefSeq lists its product as uncharacterized. The transcript has 2 exons. The record is from RefSeq and is a predicted model, not a curated record. The coding region runs from base 1 to 873 and encodes 290 amino acids. Lineage: Eukaryota; Viridiplantae; Streptophyta; Magnoliopsida; Malpighiales; Euphorbiaceae.
AUGCCUAGGUAUGCGAAGUUCUUGAAGGAGAUUCUAAGCAAUAAGAGGAAGUUGGAGGACUUGGGACUUGUGACAUUAAAUGAGGAGUGCUUAACCAUUCUUAAAAACAAGCUAUCAGUGAAGAGGCAUGAUCCGGGUAGUUUUACUGUUCCCUGUAUUAUUGGUGAUUUGCAUAUUAGUGAUGCUUUAGCUGACUUAGGAGCUAGCAUCAAUUUAAUGCCUAGCAGUUUGUUUGAAAAAUUAGGUUUGAGUGAGCCAAAACCUACUAAGAUGAGAGUACAGUUAACGAAUAGGACUGUGAAAUAUCCUAGGGGAAUAGUUGAAGAUGUACUUGUUAAGAUAGACAAGUUUAUAUUUCCUAUUGAUUUUGUUGUUGUGGAUAUGAAGGGUAAGAGUAGUGUGCCUUUAAUUCUAGGUAGACCUUUCCUUGCAACAUCUAGGGCUGUUAUAUAUGUGUGUGAUGGGAAGUUACAGCUUAGAGAGAUAUUACUAGAUGAUCCUUUGCAGAUAGCAUUACAGGCUGAGGAUGAGGAGUUGUCCAAUGAGGAUGUAUUGGAACAACUUGCUUGUUUGCUGGCUACUGAGUCCGAUAGGUAUGCUGACCAUUUUGUUGAUAUUGACAGGUUAGGGGUGCAGAAAUUGAGACCUUCAUUUAAGGAGCCACCAGCCCUGGAGUUGAAGGAGUUGCCUAAGCACUUGACCUAUGCCUAUCUGGAUGAGGCGGAGAAGCUGCCGGUGAUCAUUGCAGCUGAUUUGACUCCUAUGGAGAGGAAGAUGACUCUGGCUUCCCUCAGAAAGUAUCCCCAGGCCUUUGCAUACAAGAUUGCAGACAUCCUGGAAUCAACCCCAGUUAUUGUUCGCAUAAGAUCCUGA